CAAGGGACUCGUGGAUGGUCACGACCGAAGCUGUAUAAAACGGCAUUUCGUUGAGUGGUGACGACGCAUUCGUUGGGAGCUUCUAGUCUGGUUUGACCGGAAAUCGAGCAUGUCGAAGGACUCCCAAGGAAGCGAGCCAGUGCCUCGCACCAUGGUUCUCGACCUCGUCGACGGCGUGCUCGUACCUCCGAAGUCUUUCCGUCGCGACGUCCUCAGGGACGCGCUCCAGUACGAGGCACGCCCUGACGACAUUUUCUUGGCGACCUACCCAAAGACCGGGGCCACUUGGACCCAGUACACCCUGUGGUGCCUUCUCAACCUGGACAGCGACAAGACGCAGACAAUGCCCACGUUCACAGAAAUCAUGACGAAGUGUGCGCCUUUCCUGGAACUCGUGGGUCGAGAAGUUGUCGAAGCACUCCCGGCACCGCGACUGAUCAAGCACCACCUGACUUUCACGGCGUCUCCGUACCACCACGACGCGAAGUACGUGGUCAUCGUGCGCAACCCGUUCGACUGCGCCGUCUCUUUUUACCACCACUGCAUGGGAGACCGGGUCAACUUGAGGAUGCGGGCCGACACCACUUUCGACGAGUUCUUCGAAGACUUCAUGGACGGCCACGUAACGUUCGGCCACUACUUCGAGCACAUCCUCUCCUGGUACGCCCACCGGAACGACCCGAACGUCUUCUUCUUCUACUACGAGCACUUCAAGAGCAACCCCAGGAAGACUGUGCUGGCGCUGGCGAAGUUCGUCGAUUCUUCCAUUUGGCAGAAGUUGCGCACCAACAAGGCACUGCUGAACGGCUUGUUAGAGCGCAUCUCUUUCGCCAACCUUAAGUCGAGUGUCGUGAUCGAUGGUGACGUCCACCAUGCGUUAAACGACCAUAAACAUUGCGCUGCAGAAGACGACGCAAAAGCAAGUGAAACUAAGGCGCCUGGUAAAACUGCAGCGCAUGAAAGUGCCGGUGGUGCAGAUGACACCUCGAUGACCCCAGAUGAUCGUGCUAAAAACUUACAGACACCUGAGGAAGAAAUCGUGUCCCUUGGCAACUUUUUUCGCAAGGGUCAAGUGGGUGACUGGAAAGGCUACUUCAAGCCAGAGCAGGAGAGGCGCCUGCGCGAAAUGUACGAAAAACGCAUGCGCGGAACGGAGAUGUGGGACGUUUGGAAGGAUUAUCUGGAUUACCAUGACUGAGAGGCCACUGCCAAUGUCUGUGCAUUAAAGGAUCACCAGAACCGAAAUUUGGGAUACGUUUCAUCGUUUUAAAAUACUGGUACGUGCGAUCGCUUAUCAUUAAUAAUUAACGAAGGCUCCACCAGCGUGCAAUAGCAUUGUGUGACACGCUUUUAACUUCUAACACUUUUGGCUUUCCAUGUUGCUGAAUAAGAAAUAAUCUACAGCCCCUGCUGUGGACAGCACUUUCUGAGCUCCAUGUCGUUGUGUCGACCGAGGCCGUGGUACUAGCAUUUCGAUGCAGGCGAAAGGGAAGAAGGACCGCGUACUUAGAAUUAGACACAUGUUAAAGAACCACAGAUGGUCAAAAUUAAACCGAAGUCCCAAACUACGGCGUGCCUUAUAACAAGGUCGUGGCUAUAGCACGUGGAACCCCAUAAUUAUUUUUUUAACUGAGUAUAUUAUUCGGCACUAAAGAUUACAAGAUUUAUGCGUAAGUAUAAACGGAGUACUUCGAGAAGGGCUCUAUCGUACCCCUCCAAUCGAACUUCAAUAGACUUAGCUGCCUUACAACUCAAUAAAUCUGAAGUGUCAUUUCUUUUUCUUUUUGACGGCAUAGACUGGUUAUAACUCAGCCUUGACUAAGGAAAUUUGCUAAGGACGUAAAAAAACCGGGACAAACUGCAGUUCUUGAGUUCUUAUAAAGAAAGGACGAAGUACUUAUAUCGCAGUUGACUCGAUUGUUUAAUAUUUUAAUUAUAAAAUAAUGCCUCCUUAGCUUCGGCUAUAAAAGUUCUAAAUAAUACACUGACGCAAAAAUAACGAGGGAGAAAGCAGUGAAGGAAGAAAAGGUAUCAACAACGCACCAAACACAAAAACACAAGUCACAAGUGCCCAAAUAGUGUAUGAGUAUUAGCACCAGUGAUGCAUUCCAGUAGUCGCGGUGAUCACUACUGCAAAAAUAUGCUGCUUACCGUGUUUAAAAUAUUGUUUUCUAAACACACCUACCUCUGCGCACAUAGGCAUGCUCUUCGAACGCUAUGAUUUCUUGCGACAGUACUACCACUGUUAACACAAAUUUAAAACCACCAUAAAUAUUUUUUUAGAGUUCGUAAAGCCGCACAUACAAUACACAGACGGAUACAACCAGUAGUAUUGUAGCACUUAAUAAUUGCUCGUGCAAAUGCAUUAAACAAGUCCAUGACACAGGCAUACGCUAAAAGAAACAACAAUUGAUGCAGUAUGUACGGUAAAAAAAUGGCAAUUUAGCUUUUAUCACUAAGAAAAAAGAAAGCACGACAGGUGCUCGUGAGCCCGAUAAGAAAUACUGAUAUAGCAGCUACUAGGCACGGAGCAAGGUCCUGGAGGAUAUAUAACCGUGCGCACGUAUCAGCUGUCCAGAUGUAAAUGCUGUCGACAGCAAAGCAAGAUAACAAUGGUUUGUGCGAUUGGAACGGGCCGGCAUAUACGCUGCCACAAGUUGACUCGACACCUCGUUUCGAAUUUCCUUUCGGCUUCUCGUAGUUAAAUAUCCUACACAAUUAUAACGAAAGUGCAGAGCGCAAGAUGGGCACGAGGACAAGAUAGAACGUGGUACGAGCACUCUUGUAUUUUUCACUAAUUUUGUGGUCACGCAUCCUGUGGUGAAUCUAGCACUAUAGAUGACUGUUAGGUUGAGCGUUUCGUAUAGGUUUUGCUAUCUGCUGGGUGUUAUUCUGGACGAGUAAAAUAAGUUCACUGUCGGGGUUUUACGCACCAAAAUCCCGGUCGCAUUAUAAGCCGCGCCAUGUUCGAAGACUACGGAUUAAUUUUGACCGCCUAGGCUUUAUUUAAGUGCAUUUAAGUUUAAGCACCCGGGCGUUUUUACUGCGAAGCUGGAUAUGGCUGGCCGAUUCGUCCGUCUGUCAACUGUACGCCGAAAGCUCCUCCGGCGCAAUUCCAUGCAAAUGUGCAAAAAAAAAAAAAAACGAUAAAGAGAGGCGCUCGAUUGGCUGCGCCAGUAGUGACCUCGUUGCUCUCCGUCGCAGCAGAGCGCACGCGAAGCAGUUUCUCCCCUGCUCCGAAAUGGGUAGCCCACGCGUCAUACGUACUCCUUAAGAGCAGGCAGCUUUCGAUCAGCAACGCGGCGAUCAGAACCGGGAACGAGCUCGUCUACGCUGUGCCGAUACUGCAGCCCGGGCUCAAGAACAAGCUCGUGCAGCCGAGUGCAAGCAGCAACUGCGUACAGUGGAUCCGGCAGCCUAACAAGAAGUCGUUUAAAGAACCGUCAGGAUUAACCGAUUGAUAAACACCGGGGCCGCACGUUUCAGCUUCGCUGGUUAACCAUCAUUACGGUGUGCUUCGGCAGUGAUAUUAUUUGCAUUUCGCCUGCAUCGAAACGUAACUGCCAGUAUCGAACCAGUGACCUCUAGUUCAGCAGUGCAACUGCAUAGCCCCUCGGCUGCCGCGGCGUGGUUUAUUCCCAGAUGUAUAUCUGUACAACACAUGAUUUCGAUAAUAAAAUUCAGUUGC
This is a messenger RNA of Dermacentor andersoni, 3688 nucleotides long. Its product is annotated as sulfotransferase 1B1-like. The record is from RefSeq and is a predicted model, not a curated record. Gene Ontology annotation, molecular function: sulfotransferase activity. Lineage: Eukaryota; Metazoa; Arthropoda; Arachnida; Ixodida; Ixodidae.